Daldinia decipiens is the source of this 1272-nucleotide messenger RNA. RefSeq lists its product as uncharacterized. Gene Ontology annotation, molecular function: protein binding. The coding region runs from base 225 to 1136 and encodes 303 amino acids. The record is from RefSeq and is a predicted model, not a curated record. NCBI's taxonomy places the organism in Eukaryota, Fungi, Ascomycota, Sordariomycetes, Xylariales, Hypoxylaceae. The transcript has a single exon.
UUCGCCCAAUCAUAGCUCAGCCAAUCAUACAACUAGGAUUCAAAGGAACCCAAACUGCUGCCUUACCUAGGUAUAUAAAGCACUCUUAUACCGCUUUUCUCCAACUUCUCUUUUUUUCAUCCCUUAGUUACCCUCUCUUUUUAGUCACUAUUUUGGCCCAUCCCUUACAACUAUAAUAUAUUGGUACCUAACCCUAGAUAUCCAACCCACCCAGACACUUAAGCAUGUCUCUCUCAAGCCUGCCUCCCGAGACCCUGUCUUUAGUUCUAGAGUUCCUCGCAGACGAAGACUUGACCUCUCUAAUACUUGCCCAACGCGUGUGCAAGCGCUUCCAGGCAAUCAUAGAACGCAUCCUAUUCCAGCUACCCUUGAGGAGGGUAUGGAACGGAACCAACCCCAUCGGUGUCUGUCCUCUCCUCUUGGGCAGAUUCAACCACCUGUUCGUGAAUGGAAAACGUAAAUUUAGUCCUGACGGAGGCUGGAAUACUGGGAUACCGUUCCGUCGUUUACCAUGGGCUGCUAAGCGCCAGGCGGAUGGAGCAGCAGUAAAAGCGGUCGUGAUGCAGGACUCGCCGUACUUACGCCGCGAGGCAAGCUGGCGUCGUCUAAGCGUAACGUUCGGCGCGGGGCCAAGCGUUAGGUCGGUAGAAGUGGUAAAAGUGCUGACCGUGUACGGCGGCACGAGCAUGGAGUACAAGCAGCUCGAUAUCCCACACCCAUUGUCUAAGGUAUCCGGGGACGCUGACGAGAACGUGGAUGUGGGCGAAGAGGGGAUCCUGACUAUGGGCCUGCUCUACGACCUGCUAGCGUCGGGCGUAGGCCACAUGGGCCAAAUAACGACGAGUUGGCAAUUCCUACCCGGCCGCCGGCUGGGCAGCUACGACGACUGGCAGAAGCUGCGAACCCAGAACCAAUACCCGGAUGUCAAGCAGAUCAAGAAGAUAUUUGUUAAAGACCACGAGAGCGCGGUGUUGUUUGUUACGGGACACAGGGGAUGCACGAUGGGCAAGCGUAUGAGAACGAAGAGUUUCGAUGAUGAGGAUAAGGUGUGGGAACCCGAGGUUAUUGGCGGCAUCCCGAUUAAAAUAAGGCCAAUGCCAGGGACCAUCUCCAGAUCAGUUUUCAAGGACGUAUGAGAGAAGGACAUAAAUAUAAGUCAAAAUAUCAAGCAACUUACCCCUAGGUACUACCUUUUUUAAAUUCUUCAAGGUUCAAGGUCAAAUAGGGAUAUUAUAGUUCAUAUAAGUUAAUAAGGGCCACUUUUCCAUUUUU